UGCGUGUUGCGGGUUGUCUAACGUCCUCAGUGCCUGGGAAAUCAACAGCGGCUCGACAGCGGAGGUGGAAAUUGCGGCGCAUUUCUGACAGAAGUCGCGGACCCGCACCUUGCCAUGCCAUGGACUACAUCCGCGAAUUCGACAUUCGCCUCGAGCGCGAGAUGUACUACGCUGGAGAGACCGUCUGCGGAAAUGUGAUUCUGGACACCGUUGAGAACUUCAAGCUCAGGGCCGUUCGAGUGGUGCUCAGGGGAAAGGCGCACGCUGAGUGGAAGGUCGUGGUCAGCGGCGACAGGAGGACCGUAAAGGACGACCAGUACUUCGUCGACGACAGGGCCAUCAUUUGGGGCAAGGACAAACCUGAGGGCAACGUUCCAAUUUUGCCUCGGGGCCUGCACCAGUUUCCGUUCCGCUUCCAACUGCCUGAGAGUUCCCUACCAUGUUCUUUCGAGAGCAAGCCCGGCUUCAUCCGCUACUACAUCAAGGUGACGAUCGACGUUCCGUACGCCUCGCCGCCGCAGGGUAUGAAGUACUUCACCAUCAUUGGACCACACAUUGACUGCAUGGAUGAUCAGUAUUUGAAACCAAUGAUCGGGCAGGACAAAAAGACGACUUGCUGCUUCUGCUGCGAACGAGGCCCCGUGUCCCUGAGGGCGCAGCUCGAGCGGUCGGCCUACGUGUGCGGCGAAAGCAUCAAGCUGCGAGCAGACGUGGACAACCAGGGCGAGGAGGAAGUUCGUUUGAAAGUCAAAUUGCUGCAGUACGUGGAGUACUUCAUUGACAGAGGGGUGCUGGGGGUGACUCGCGAGGUGCAGCAUCCUGUGCUCGAGUACCGCGGCGAGCCGGUUAAGCCCGGCACACACGCCAAGUGGGACUCGGCGCAGAGUCUGGUGGUGCCGACGAUGCCGCCGUCGAUGGUCGGCGUCUGCCGUCUCCUCCAGCUUUACUACGUCCUCAAGGUGAACCUCGAGUUUGAAAAGAGUGGUGACGAUUUGCAGAUGCAUUUCCCGCUGACGAUCGCAACGGUGCCCUUCAGAAUACCAAACAGUGCAAACCAGCCCUCGGUUAAAUAUGAGCACUCGUGCGACCACGUGGAGGGCGGACUGUACACGGGGCCCGAGUUCCUGCUUGGCGAGGUGUACGACGGCGACCACGACGGCCGCGAGACGGUGGUGCUGUACCGGCCUGUGUACGUGUGCAUCGACCGGCCGGCGGUGCCGUCGAAACUGCAGGCCCAACUCAGCUCAAAUGCCUUACCCUCCAGCAGCGCGGCGGCGCCGCAAACCUCGGCCAGCACGAACUCGUUGUAGGACACCGAGAAGUGUGCCGCGCUCUUUGCAGAGCAAACGACGCGCGGAUGAGUUCGUUGAUUUUGUUAAUUAAGUUGAGAGACGAGAGGGAGGUUCUCUAUGUCUUUCGGUGUGGAUUACUCGGCCGCGUUGGUGCUGCUGGAACUCUUUCCCAAAUAGGAAUUUACAUGCAGAGCUUCUUCUUCAUUGUAAAGUGUUGUACAGAUUGUACUGUUUUAAACACCGCUCUCAUUAUUUGGUGUUUGAAUUUGGCUGAAUUUUUCUCUACUCAUCUGAUAGUUUUUAACGUGGACUGGUGAAAAAGGUCUUUAUUGGCUCAAAACUGUUGAUUUAAAAAAAAAAUGUAAGAAGUAUAAAAUUUAAUUUGAAAGGAUUAAAUUUUGGCAAAUUCUUUAUAAAUUAAAUAAAAUUAUGGCCAUUUAAUUUUUUUUAAUUUUGGUCAUAGUAAUUUUCAAAGGGGGCAAAGAACAUUUAGUUGAAAAUAGAAUAUAAUUUUAUGCAAUUUUAUUAAAGUUUUGUUUCUAACUAAAAUUGUGCUGAAGCAGCAGUAAAAAUUAAAGUUUUGGGUUUAAAUUUUUUCUUGGAAAUCAUGCUGAAUACAUUUAGUUAUUUUCAUUGAAAAUGAAACAAAUCGCAAGAAAAUCCGUUUUGUCAGAAUGAAUUUUGAAGUGAGGCUCAUAAAGACUUUUUCCACCAGUCUGACCACAUUUGAGAUAUGAAUGGCUUGAAGUUUUUAUUUAGAAAAUAGAUAGAAGUUGAGAAAUUUGCAGAUUAUUUUACUUCAGAAAUAGUUGACAGCUGACAAAUAAUAUAACUUUUAAAGUGAAAACAGAUUUGUUUGGAAAGGGACAACAGUGACAAUUAUGCUGUGUUCCCUGAGCAAACAUGCAUCUUAUAAUUUAAAAUCUUCAUAACUAUGGCCAGCCGUGAGGUUAAUUCAAUGAAUAAACCAAUACAAAAUUAUGGAAAAUUGAAAGAAAUUUGCAAUUUUAAUAGGAGAGAGCACAGAGAAGGAUUAAAACAAUUUCAAUCAGAAUAAAAUCUUGUUAAAAUUUAAAGAGAGAAUUUUUGAAAAUCUUAAUACCUUUCCGCUCAAAAUCAGAUUCUUGUUUUCAAAGUUAGUGACUGAGACAUCCAAUAGUUGAUUCAAUUGAAGCCUUAAGGCGCUCCUCAGAUUUCUCUUUUGUUAUUGUUAACAAUGGAUUGACAGAAUUUGAGGGAAAAAAUAUUAUUACCAAGUUUUUUCCUGGAUCCCAUCCAAUCUGUCUAUACCCAUAAGCCUUGAAAACCUAUAUAAGAUUUCCAAUAAGGAAAAAGUGGAGUUGUAUAUCGUGGGGGUGAUGGGAGUAUCUCCGGAGUUGCGAGUUAGGGAUUAAGAUUGGAAAACUUUUUCACUACUUUUAAAAGGAAAUGUGAUUUGCAAAAUCUUUGACGGUUUAAUUUCAAAAAACUUUUUCAAACAAAUAAAAAAAAUGAUAAUUUUUAAUUAUUAAUUUUCUUCUGCCUCACACCUUUCAAAAAUUUUAAUUGUUUUAUCAAACUUUACCAUUUAAGAAAUUCGAGUGUUGAGAAAUCUUAGUACGUCCGUUAAAAAAGCCAAAUUUCCAAAAUUAUGAAUAACAAAAGGACCUCGACGACCUGGACAACGAUCAAGCGAGUUUGAUUUUUAUAUAGGCGCGCAUUUGCAACAUAAAAAACUUUAAAAAGCAAGCUCAAACCACGGCUUUUAGUAGAGAUUAGCAAUCGCUCAAAGACAUAUUAAUACACGAAUAAAAAAGUCCCCAAUUUUCCAAUGAGGAAGCUCACAGUGAUUUAUGCAAAAUUCAAAUUCAUUGAAUUCAAACUCGCCUCGUGAACGCAUCAGUCAAUUAGAAGGCGAGGCCCGUGAACAAAAGUAUGUAAUUGCUAAGAGGAAAAGCCAAAUUUCAACACCACAAAUAUGCAUCAUUACAAAAAAAAUGAUGAGAUUAUAAAAAAAAGUUGUGCUGCUACAAUUGCAAAAAACUAUAUAUAAACAGGUGCCAAAAACGUUACAAGCACUUAAAUUUGUUACAUUAUUGUUCAAUCAGUGUAUAAGAAUGUUAAAUUUAAAACAUAAUUAUAAUUACCUACAUAGCGUUAAUACUCGUUUUGCGAAGAGGAACAAAGAAUUUGUAACGCAGAGAAAAUAUAAUUAUGAUAUUAAUUAAGUAAGAAAAAUAGAAUUUAUCCUAUUUCGGAUGUGUUAGAGUUAAUAAUUGUAAGGCGGUGAAAAUUUUAUUAAAAAAGUGUAAGGCUUUUAAUUUUUGAUGUAACAAACCGUUUUCUACUUGUAACAAUUAACUAUAAAUAACCACCCUACAUCAUAAAUUUUGCUCUUUAAACGUGGCUGACGAUUUUCUGGAUCUUAAAUAAAACUGGACCUAAAGGAAAAACAGGAUAAAUUAAACAAAUCAACUAAAAUAAUUUUAAAAAGCCUGAAUCAAAAUCACAAAGCGCCAGAAAAACAAAACGGUCAAUGGAAAUUGAUAUACGCAAUAAA
Molecule: messenger RNA, 3831 nt
Organism: Neocloeon triangulifer
Lineage: Eukaryota; Metazoa; Arthropoda; Insecta; Ephemeroptera; Baetidae
Product: arrestin domain-containing protein 2-like
Exons: 9
Coding region: 120-1310 (396 amino acids)
Biological process (GO): protein transport
Cellular component (GO): cytoplasm
Source: RefSeq, a predicted model, not a curated record